Molecule: messenger RNA, 862 nt
Organism: Vigna unguiculata (cowpea)
Lineage: Eukaryota; Viridiplantae; Streptophyta; Magnoliopsida; Fabales; Fabaceae
Product: DNA N(6)-methyladenine demethylase ALKBH1C-like
Biological process (GO): oxidative RNA demethylation
Cellular component (GO): cytoplasm
Molecular function (GO): oxidative RNA demethylase activity; broad specificity oxidative DNA demethylase activity; ferrous iron binding
Source: RefSeq, a predicted model, not a curated record
AGCCGUUCAAGUUUAUGCUUUUAUUGUAAGAUACUGUUUGAAAUUGGUAAGAUACUGUUUGAAAUUGGUAAAAUUGAGAAGCAUGAGGAAUGGACAAAAGGGUCGGUAUUGAGACCUGGGAUGGUUCUCUUGAAAAAUUUCAUAAGCCAUGAUGAACAGGUGAACAUAGUGAAAGUUUGUCGUGAACUUGGCCUUGGCCUUGGAGGAUUUUAUCAACCAGAACAUGCAAAUGCAGCGAAACUUCAAUUGAAGAUGAUGUGUCUUGGUAUGGAUUGGAAUCCUCGGACCUAUAAGUAUGGAAAUAAACGAGUAUUUGAUGGCAGCAUUCCACCUAGUAUUCCCAUUCACUUCAGUAAAUUAGUUAGAAGAGCAAUACAUGAAGCUCAGUCUCUGACUAAAAAGAAAUAUAGAGCAUGUAAAUUGGAGGACGUUCUUCCUUCUAUGACUCCUGAUAUUUGCGUUGUCAUUUUUUAUACAGAAAAUGGAAAGCUUGGUCUUCAUCAAGAUCGUGUUGAAAGCAGAGAAAGUCUUCGAAAAGGGUUGCCUGUUGUGUCUUUCUCUAUAGGUGAUUCAGCAGAUUUUUUGUAUGGAGAUGUGAGGAAUGCACAUAAGGCAGAGAGGGUAAUACUAGAAUAUGGAGAUGUGCUAAUAUUUGGUGGUGAAUCUCGACGUGUUUUUCAUAGCGUGCGAUCAGUUUUACCAAAUUCAGCUUGAAAGGAAUUGCCGAGAGAUUCUGGACUUUCUCCUGGUCGACUCAACCUUACAUUCAGACAGUAUUAAUGCAGUCUAAUCUAUUUACUUCAAAGAAUUGCUAUUUAUGUUGUUAUAGACAUAUUUUUUAUACUAACUAGUUAUCAUUGUC